AUGUUGUCAAUAACCACAUCUUGGCUGAUGGUUGGUAUACUAAUCUUUCUCCCAGCGAUAUUUAGCCCAUCCGUGCCAGCACUGAGACUAGAACAUGCAGCAUCCAGAUCACAGCUGCUACAAACGAUACUGGAACACGGCCAAAAUAUCCAGGGACUAUCUAAGCGUCCCGAAGGCAUACCAGAUCACCCACUCGAACUGCAUUGUUGUCCAUCUGAAACACAUAUCAUCCAUCCUAGAGGAGGCAUAUCUAGAGAAGGGAAACUGGUCGAACUCUAUCGAAACUACCGCACAUUGCAGACAUUCUACCAGACUUCGUGUAAACCAAACAUAGACGCUCGACCUUGCCGCCUUAUAGACGAAGAGAGGCAGCCAUUUUCUCGGUGUGUUCAGAAGUAUACUUACGUGUACGCUUUCAUAAGAACUUUCAAUAUCUCAGAAAGCUACAGGCUAGAUUAUGUUCGCCUGAAGACGGGAUGUUCCUGCGAGCUGGUGUAUCAACAUCUUUAG
Molecule: messenger RNA, 510 nt
Organism: Candidula unifasciata
Lineage: Eukaryota; Metazoa; Mollusca; Gastropoda; Stylommatophora; Geomitridae
Source: the annotation of a GenBank genome assembly